AGAGCCAAAGAUGUCAUGUGAUCAGCUGUGUCCAAUCACAGCUGAUCACUGAUCAUCAGAGCACUGAUGAUCAGUGCGCCCUGAUGAUAAGUGUAGCCCCAGCAGUGCCACCUGUCAGUGUCCAUCAGUGCCAGCUGUCAGUGCUCAUCAGUGCCACGUGCCAGUGCCCAUCAGUGCCACAUAUCAGUGCCUACCAGUGCAAAUCAAUGCCACAUAUCAGUGCCCAUCUGAGCUGCCUUUCAGUGUCACCCAUCAGUGUCACCUAUCAAUGCCAAUCAGUGCCACCUAUCAGUGCUGCCAAUCAGUGU
This is a messenger RNA of Staurois parvus, 308 nucleotides long. NCBI's taxonomy places the organism in Eukaryota, Metazoa, Chordata, Amphibia, Anura, Ranidae. The record is from the annotation of a GenBank genome assembly.